GAGGAGGAAGCGGCGAGCAUGGCCAGCAACUCCAGUGCACUGACCCGGGUGACUUUUCAGACUCCAGAGAAACCUGGGGAGGAAUCAUCACACAGGAAACUGGGGAAGUUAACCAUAAAGUACAACCGCAAAGACCUACAGCGCUGGCUGGACCUGGAGGAGUGGAUCAAUGCCCAGCUGCAGGAGCUGUACCAAUGCCGGCUAAGAGAGGAAACAGAGGCAGCAGCUCCUGAACCACAAAUUGAUCUUGAAGAUCUCCUGGAGGUCCCUAAUGAAGAACAGAAACUAAAACUACAGGAAAUUCUCCAUGAGUGCUCCAGCCCAACAGAGGACUUCAUUACGGAAUUGCUUAGUCGAUUGAAAGGUCUCCGGAGAGUCACCAAUCUUCAGAAGAAAUGACCUUCUCCACAUGGAACACCCAGCUUUGGUCACAAGGAAAUGUGUAUCUUCCCCACAAAAACCAGGAUCAGCAACAUCACUUCAGAGUAUGUUUAGGACUUACUGUUAUUGAGAAACAUCACCAAGUUUGUGAACUUUCUACCAGUGGUUUGAAGUCUCCACUCCUUCCAGAUCUACACAUACAGCAGGAAGCUAGAUUGUACAUUUUCCUGAUUUUAAAGGGCAUGCUAACCUGUGGA
This is a messenger RNA of Egretta garzetta (little egret), 638 nucleotides long. RefSeq names its product protein phosphatase 1 regulatory inhibitor subunit 14D (gene PPP1R14D). The transcript has 4 exons. Lineage: Eukaryota; Metazoa; Chordata; Aves; Pelecaniformes; Ardeidae. Gene Ontology annotation, molecular function: protein serine/threonine phosphatase inhibitor activity. The record is from RefSeq and is a predicted model, not a curated record. The coding region runs from base 19 to 399 and encodes 126 amino acids. Gene Ontology annotation, biological process: regulation of phosphorylation. Gene Ontology annotation, cellular component: cytoplasm.